Lodderomyces jiufengensis is the source of this 369-nucleotide messenger RNA. RefSeq lists its product as uncharacterized. The coding region runs from base 1 to 369 and encodes 122 amino acids. The record is from RefSeq and is a predicted model, not a curated record. NCBI's taxonomy places the organism in Eukaryota, Fungi, Ascomycota, Pichiomycetes, Serinales, Debaryomycetaceae. The transcript has a single exon.
AUGAGUUUUAUAAUCAAACACUCGUGGUUGAAAAAUCCAACAGAAGGGUUUGGUAAAUGUUUAACUGAAACAAACACAUACAUUUACAAUAGAGAUUUUAGUGGUGGUGAUAAUUAUAUAGAUGCAAGAUUUAUUGAUAUUGAUAGUGGGAUAUAUAUUGAUAUUACUGGUAUAAGUAAAAGUUCAAGUUUACCAUCAAAAGAAUAUGAUGAACAUCCAGAAAUUGGGAUUCAAAAAUUCGGUGCAGAAGAUGAAAUUUAUAAUGAUAGAAGAAAACAUUUCCAUACAUUAGAUCAAUUAUCACCGUUAAAUAUACUUAUUUACAAAGUACACCCGUAUUUAUACCUAAUGAAAUCAAACAAAGAUUAA